AUGGAAAAUCUUCCUCCGAAUCCGAUCUCUUCGAACGUCUCCUGCACAGCCCAGGAGGCGCAUUGUUUGCCCGCAAAUGACAAUGGGACCAAUUCGACAGGGCCGGGUCCAUACCCUGACUUUUACAUUGCUAUCCCCAUCAUUUAUUCGGUUAUAUGUGCUGUUGGGUUAACGGGUAACACUGCUGUCAUUUAUGUUAUCCUCAAAGCUCCGAAAAUGAAAACAGUGACAAACAUGUUCAUACUGAACCUAGCCAUCGCCGAUGAACUUUUCACGCUGGUUUUACCCAUAAACAUUGCUGACUACCUGCUGCUUCAGUGGCCCUUUGGCGAGCUGAUGUGCAAAUUAAUCAUUUCCAUUGAUCAAUACAACACUUUCUCCAGCAUUUAUUUUUUAACUGUCAUGAGCAUUGAUCGCUACCUGGUGGUCCUGGCCACUGCCAGGUCCAAGAAAAUGUCCUAUCGCACUUACAGGGCGGCUAAGAUAGUCAGUAUAUGCGUUUGGCUCUUUGUUACUGUCAUCAUUUUGCCCUUCACAAUUUUUGGCAAGAUCCACGAUGACGAAGGCAGACUACAAUGUGUCUACGUCUUUCCAGCUCCUGAGAUUCUGUGGUGGAAAGCUAGUCGGAUCUAUACUCUCCUCAUGGGAUUCACCAUCCCGGUGUCCACAAUUUGCAUCCUGUACUCAAUGAUGUUACUCAAGUUGAGAAACAUGCGUUUGAACACCAACGCCAAAGCUCUGGACAAAGCGAAGAAGAAGGUGACAUUAAUGGUGAUGAUUAUCCUAGCAGUCUGCCUUUUCUGUUGGACGCCUUACCAUUUGAGCACGAUCGUGGCAUUAACAACAGAUAUUCAACAGACCACACUCAUCAUUGGAAUCUCCUACUUUAUCACUAGCCUGAGCUAUGCGAAUAGUUGUCUUAAUCCUUUCCUUUAUGCCUUUUUAGACGAUAGCUUCAGAAGGAGCUUUCGAAAACUGGUAGAAUGCAGAACAGCACCCUAA
Molecule: messenger RNA, 1002 nt
Organism: Hemiscyllium ocellatum (epaulette shark)
Lineage: Eukaryota; Metazoa; Chordata; Chondrichthyes; Orectolobiformes; Hemiscylliidae
Product: neuropeptides B/W receptor type 1-like
Exons: 1
Coding region: 1-1002 (333 amino acids)
Biological process (GO): neuropeptide signaling pathway
Cellular component (GO): membrane; neuron projection
Molecular function (GO): neuropeptide binding; neuropeptide receptor activity
Source: RefSeq, a predicted model, not a curated record